GGGAAAUCGAAUCAGGAAGGAUGCUAGUCGAUUGGCACAAGGAUGACAGUCAUAAAGACACUCAUUUGCUAGGUGCCUUUGUAAGCAUUGGUGACCAAGAUCUCCGUGUCUUCCACCUAAAACGCAGUGCAGAUACCUUUGAAGAAUAUGCUCCGGAACAGGCCAUAUUAAAAGCGACAAUCUCGUUUGACCUCAAGCGAGUUGCCUUUUUACUUGGAUCAUACAGCACCUGCUACGCGCAUCCUGGUAGGCCCAAAACAUAGUGAUAUAUUUAUCUGGCACACAUCAGAACCAUAUACCUCCAUGAGCGCUGUGGAUACCUUGAGCUUUCUUCCAAGCCAUAUUGUGGUAGAGUCACAGUCCAAAAACGACAAAUCGAUCAAUGUAGAAAGGAAGACAUUCCUUUAUUUACCCGAGAGGACGUUCCCCUGGCUCAGAGUGGGUAGCUAUCCACGUUGGUACUCGAGCU
Serpula lacrymans var. lacrymans S7.9 is the source of this 469-nucleotide messenger RNA. RefSeq lists its product as uncharacterized. The transcript has a single exon. Bases 21 to 263 code for a protein of 80 amino acids. Lineage: Eukaryota; Fungi; Basidiomycota; Agaricomycetes; Boletales; Serpulaceae. The record is from RefSeq and is a predicted model, not a curated record.